CCCAGCUGUUUUUGUAGCGUCCUGAUAGUGUUGAGAUGGCCGGAGCGGAGUGGAGACAUGCCUAAGGGACGCGAUGGGCCAUAGUGACGAGAAGGAUCGCAUAGUGAUAAACGUGGGAGGGAUCAAACACCAGACCUACCGCGGGACCCUGCGCACGCUGCCCGGCACGCGCCUUGCCUUGCUAACGGAGCCGUUUGCGCACGAGAACUUCGACUAUGACCCCCAGAUUGGAGAGUUCUUCUUCGACCGUCACCCGGGCGUCUUUGCGCACAUCCUCAACUACUACCGGACUGGGAAACUGCACUGCCCGGCGGAUGUGUGCGGGCCGCUUUACGAGGAGGAGUUGGCUUUCUGGGGCAUUGAUGAGACGGACGUAGAGCCAUGCUGCUGGAUGACCUACCGCCAGCACCGGGAGGCUGAGGAGGCUCUGGAGAGCUUCGGUGGAGGUGCCCUCGACCCAAGCCACAAAGAGUCUGAGGAGGAUACUGUGGCGCCGGAGGCUGCUGAUGGCGACGAGGGUGUGGAGAUGACCCGAAGGCUAGCUCAGGGGGACUCACCCGAUAACAGAUCCGGGACAUGGAGCCGCUGGCAGAAGCAUGUCUGGGCGCUCUUUGAGGACCCAUACUCGUCUAAAUAUGCAAGGUGGGUGGCCUUUGCCUCCCUCUUCUUCAUCCUGCUGUCCAUCACCACCUUCUGCCUGGAGACGCACGAGGCGUUCAACCCCAUCCUCAACUUCACCGAGGUGGAGGUGGUGGACAACACCACGGUGGUGCACGUGUACGAGGAGACGGAGACCAUGGCGGAGCUGACCUACGUGGAGGGCGUCUGCGUCCUCUGGUUCACCUUCGAGUUCCUCGUGCGCAUCGUCUUCUGCCCGGACAAGCUCAAGUUCAUCCGCAACACGCUCAACAUCAUCGACUUCGUGGCCAUCCUGCCGUUCUACCUGGAGGUGGGGCUGUCCGGCGUGUCCACCAAGGCGGCCAAAGACGUGCUGGGCUUCCUGCGUGUGGUGCGCUUCGUGCGGAUCCUGCGCAUCUUCAAGCUGACGCGUCACUUCGUGGGGCUGCGCGUGCUCGGCCACACGCUGCGCGCCAGCACCAACGAGUUCAUCCUGCUCAUCAUCUUCCUGGCGCUGGGCGUGCUCAUCUUCGCCACCAUGAUCUACUACGCCGAGCGCAUCGGCGCCAACCCCAACGACCCGCGCGCCUCCGACCACACGCACUUCAAGAACAUCCCCAUCGGCUUCUGGUGGGCGGUGGUCACCAUGACGACCCUGGGCUACGGCGACAUGUACCCGCAGACGACCACGGGCAUGAUCGUGGGCGCGCUCUGUGCCCUCUCCGGCGUGCUCACCAUCGCCAUGCCCGUGCCCGUCAUCGUCAACAACUUCGGCAUGUACUACUCCCUGGCCAUGGCCAAGCAGAAGCUACCAAAGAAGAAGAACCGGCACAUCCCGCGCGCGCCCGCCAUCGGCUCGCCCAACUACUGCCCGACCAAGUCCGUCUUCAACUCGCCGCGCCACAGCACCCACAGCGAACCCUGCCCUCUGGCCCAGGAGGAGCUCUCCGAGAUCAGAUACCAAGAUUUCAAAGUGAACGGCGAGGCGUCCAAAGCGGCUCUGGCCAACGAGGACUGUCCUCACAUCGACCAAGCGGUCUCCCCAGAGGAGGCGUUCAGCCCAACGGAGAGGGCUGAGAGGCCCUGCUUCCUGCUGACGCCUGGAGAACGAGCCAAUCACACGGGGGGAAGAGUCAGAAAAGAGUCACAGCGGCGCCGCCGGAACAGACAGCCCACAGAGUCAGUGUGUGUCAUGAAUCAUGGUGUGCCAACCACUAUGUGCAUGAACCACACGCCCACAUCACCUACCUGACAACGCUAUAGUGUGUGUGAGAGGGAGUGAGAAUGAGUGUGUGAGUGACAGAGUGUGUGUGUGUGUGUGUGUGUGUGUGUGUGUGCAGUAGAUCAGCAUCUUCCUCCUGGGUGUGUGGCAGAGACUAUUUCAGCAUAGAUGUAGCCGUGAUAGUGCAGAUGAAACAUUGUUGUCUAGCCGUACAGUAGCCCUGUUACAGUGGAGUGCUUUUUUGUGCUGUUGUACUGUGAAAGUGCCUAUGUUUUAGUGUGUAUGUGUAACAGUGUGUGUGUGAGAGAG
Molecule: messenger RNA, 2149 nt
Organism: Sardina pilchardus (European sardine)
Lineage: Eukaryota; Metazoa; Chordata; Actinopteri; Clupeiformes; Clupeidae
Gene: kcnc1b
Product: potassium voltage-gated channel, Shaw-related subfamily, member 1b
Exons: 4
Coding region: 74-1870 (598 amino acids)
Biological process (GO): protein homooligomerization; potassium ion transmembrane transport
Cellular component (GO): postsynaptic membrane; presynaptic membrane; neuronal cell body membrane
Molecular function (GO): delayed rectifier potassium channel activity; protein binding
Source: RefSeq, a predicted model, not a curated record